Molecule: messenger RNA, 20217 nt
Organism: Pocillopora meandrina
Lineage: Eukaryota; Metazoa; Cnidaria; Anthozoa; Scleractinia; Pocilloporidae
Source: the annotation of a GenBank genome assembly
GGAGUCUUCGAAGUUGUGAACUCUGCUGUUUACCUCGUACGAUUCGUUUGACAUAUGGAAGUGAACCUCUGUUCUCAAUAACCUACUUAUCAGCUCAUAAUCCUUCUACUGAGCGAUGUUUUCUUCACUAGGGGGUAAAACGUCCUUGUUUCGCGUCACGCUCGUUGGAAUUGGGGGAGUUGGUUGCUGUUUGUUGUGGAGAGCGAAGAAUGGACAUUCAUCUGUCAAUGUAGUUGCGGCAAAGUCUCCCGAUAAUGGUCCAGGGCAGACACAAACUCGGCGAAAGACAAAAUUUGAUCAGUUUGCUUCCAUUGAAGUGGACGGGCGGUAUUUCAUGACUCCAGCUGAUUUCCUGGAAUCUGUCAUGAACAAAGAUUCACCAGGUGAUGAUCGCGACUGUACUCAGACACACACCCACUAAUGCACAUUUAUUUGACUUAACCCCUUUCAUAUACUUCAACCCCUGUCACCAUCUCCAUCUGGAAAGGUCAAUGAACAUAAACCUUGGUUGUUUCUUUCAACCAUUCCUACCUCAGCCUGUGGGAAAUUACUUGAUAGGACUAUGCAGCACAAUCAACAAUCAAUUGCUGUUGAACAGAUAAACAUCAACAAAGUUACUUAAAAGUGGGGGAUCGAGUCAUUCCCCUUUCAAACCACUGGUUCUUGGACCAAAAGUUUGCCACAAAUUGUUAAGAAAGUUUUCAAAAUUUGUUUUAACCUCACCAAAAUCUUUGAGUGAGAAAAAUCAGCUGAGCAGGUGAUCCAGAGGAACAUGAUUUGAGGCUGAUUUAAGUGUAGAGUUUUGUUACAUUAUGUGAAAUCUGCUAUCAUCAGGGGGCAAUUUUGAAGUUGAAACAUCAAAGGGAUAAAGAGGCCUUCAGUUAACGAUGUUUUUAUCACUUGAAAUAGUAGAUUAGAGGUUUCUGAGAAAUUGCUUUUGUAAAUUGCAUUGAAUCAUCCGACUGAAACUUCUCAGCUGGGUUUGUUUGAAGUUUCUGUUGUAACAGAAAUAAACAAACUUGUGCUUUUCUUUUAUAAACAUGUACAGGAUGGAGUAAGAAAAGGCCAUUAACAAAGGACGUAAGUUUGAAACCAACAUUGUUUUGAUUAUUUAUUAUUUAAUUGCAUUGCUGCACUGCUUAUAAAUAUAAGUGCAGUGCAGUGCAGUAUUGUAAUUAAUAUUUAAAUAUUUAUGAAACAAGUCAGGAAAACUGGAUUGCAUAUGUGAGGUGAAGGUAUCACAAACUUUGCACUCUGCACUACUCAUUUAUACUCUUGGGUGAAGCAUGACACUGUAAGAAUGAAAUGUCUUGCCUAGUAAGGACACAAUGUACUAACCCUGGGCUUGAACUUGGGUCUUUCAUUAUCUCCCACCAAGCUGAUUACUGGAUCAAGGGGUCUCCUUUGUGAAAUAUAUUAUAUCAUGACAUUUAUUUCCAAUGUGUACAAUGAAAGCUGAUCUGUGUAGGAACAGAUGGGUCCAAGCCAGUCUGUGUUUUUGAAGUGCGCAAAUUCAAAUUCUGGAUUUCAACUUGAAAUAAUUUAGAAGCAAAUUUCUGGUCUUGACUGGCAGACAUUCAAAGUUUUCAAAGAAGUUUUUCUGUGUUUGUUCAACACUUGUCCAUCCAAAGGAAAUAUGUGUUAUUGUAACCCAUUUAGGUUCAAACAUGAUUUCAAAAUUUAAGACUUGGUGGUUGUAUGAUAACAUACAUAUUAACUGGGUUUGACUGGGAGGUUGGAAAUAUUUAGUUCUUGGUCAUUGAACAUGGCCCUCACUCUGUGGAGUUUGGAAUUCAUGACCUUAGGCCAAAUAAAUUUUUUGUCCAGCCCUCCUACUCAGUCAAUAAAUAAAUAGUACUGGUAAACAAUGGCAGCAUAUACCUUCUUCUUGUGACUCAUAAGUUACUUCUUUUAUUUACUUUUAGGUUCUUUCUCAGAUGGUCUACAAUACACCCUCAAUAUCAAAGGGAUCUAGGAAUUUUUUUCGCAAGCUGCAAGAUAAUGGUAAUUUCAUUUAUAUGUUAUUAACAAUUAAUUUCUUACUUGCUAAUUUGUGUAACAGAUAUUGUCCUCAAAUUGUUGUUUUUGAUUUAUGCAUGAAAAUAUUUUUUAAUUGUAAUCUAUGUAAUUCAAGAUAACUAUUUUUUUUUAUAUUUUUGCUUACUAGGAGUCAUCACCUUCUCUGAAUACUUGUUCCUUCUUACCAUUUUAACAAGUAUGUUAUUACAACUUUUUUCCUAUAAGUACAUUAAAUUGGGACUUUGAUGUUGACUACAUCCGCUUCAGACACGAACGAGUUAUUGUGUGACAACAACACCGUAAAGACUCAUCAUGUUUUCGUUAAAAAAUCUGAGCGAUUGACAUGAUGAGUCUUUACGGUGUUGUUGUCGCACAAUAACUCGUUCGCAUCUUAAGCUGUUAUAGCCAUUGGUGAUGUUCACCAAUGUUCACCAAUGUUUAAGCUUCUGUUUGAUGUUCACCGAUGUUCACCAAUGUUCACCAGUGUUUUUUUACUAAAUAUCUUUUAAUUUUCUGUAUGUUUAACUUCUAAUAAGUUGUAUUGGAUUGAGGACCAACUCGCCGACGUCUCUACUCGAUUUUAUACGUCGGCGAGUUGGCGUCAGCGAGUUGACUGGUUACCAAUUUAUAUAGUGGUACAUUUAUACCAGUCAUGUAUAUACAAAAAGUUGGCACAUGAGGUGCAGCCAAGUGUGUCACUGAUGUUCUUACCAGAUUUCAACAUCUUUUGUGAUCUAUCACUGUACAGACCCAGUCAGCAAUAUGGUCUCUAUUUGUUUUAAAUGAUAAAAAUGCUGUCUUUGGUAAUAUCAUCAUACUUCUUUCCUUCAUUUUGUGAGAAGCUGAAUUAUUCACACUUUUUGACUGGUUCUUACUAAUGAUGGAUUUGUACAAAUGAUGUGAUUUAUAGAUCUAUUAUAGAAUUGGAGUAAAUUUUCUUAUAAAUUUAUUUUUCCAGAAUCUCAAAGAGGAUUGGAAAUCGCUUUCAAAAUGUUGGAUAAAGAUGGCAAUGGCCGGCUUUGUAAAGAGGAAUAUUUUGUGGUAGGUUAAUUCAGAUAACACAAGUUUACACAAAGUACACAGAGAUGUUAUGGCACUGUUUACUACUGUGCUUCACUUGUAACUAACUGAACACCUCAAACUAGGUUAAAGGUUACUGGUUAAUGUGUGAUGUGAUUACUUGUAUAAACAAGAUUCUUGUUUUGCUUUAGUGAGUGACUGGUGAUUGAUUUACCAAUCAAUCCAUUCUUUCCUCUGUUUCCUUAUGUUUUAUCAGCUUGAAGAGAUGGUUAAUAAAAAGUCUUCUGCAAAAUCAAUGGUAAGGAAUAAAAACUUUGAUUUUAAUAAAAAAAAAAAGUUGGAAUUUAGAAGAUGUAAAAUUAUGUGAAUAAGUGAAUUAUUAAAUAAUCUUUUUUGACUUUUUAUAUAAAUUAUUUUUUUUUACUCAUGUUCAGGCAAUACGAGAAAACGAAAAGGAGAAUCAUGGCUGCCUCGAGAGGACCACACUAACCAUGCAUCUGUUUGGCUCCAGGGGAACUGGCCAACUUACUUUAAGUCAGUUCUCCAAGUAAGUUACUCAAUGUUUGCCUAAGAGAAGUCAUAAAUAUACAGACACAUGCGUUACAGGUUACAAUAUAAUACUAAAGAAAAGGGCAAACUAAUUCUUGACUUUUAUUAUUCUUUUUAAUAGAUUUAUGCAAGAUGUUCAACUAGAGGUCCUUGAAAUGGAAAUAUCCUUUAGUAAUACAUGCACUUAAUAUAACAUCUGUGAAAACAGAUGUAUUUUCACGAUUUUUGGUCACAAAAUCUACGAGAACAUUUCAAAUUCCAGUUCAAAAAAAGUCAACACAACAAAAUAAAAAUAAAUGUGAGAUGGAUUCUUACAGUUUACUAUACCUAAACGAGAAUAACGAUGACAAAAUAAGGUGGAGAUCUUUCAUGAGUAUAACUCUCGUGUCCUGUGUGGUGGUAAAUUUUCAUUUAGGGUAGUGAGGGUGUUAAAUUUGGAUUUCGGUCGUGGAUCAAACUUCGGUGAUUUGAACAUUGUGGCUACCCCACCAAGACCUGCAUCUCAGACCAUUGCUACAAUGCGCCUGUCCAUAGCUGGGUGCUCUUAAAUCGGUUCCUUUCUGAAAAGUAAGGAUCAGCAGUGUCGUGAAUGUCCUGUUUAGCGCAAGAAAAAAAAUUAGCUCGCUCGUCGAAAGACCAAUGAUGUGUAGAGAAGGUGUAUUUCCAAGGUAAAAACCGUUAGUAAAAUGAAUUCCAUAACUGUGUCCACUUUAUGGAAUAUUCAAGGGGUAUGCCAACCAUACCAGAAGACAGUUUUGCUCGUUUGCUGCUGAGAAAUACUUCGUUGGAGGAAGAGGAAAUCCAGAAGUACUUAGACAGACUUGGAAAGAGACUGACUCAACGAAAGGUAGGAUCUUUUUAAUUUGUUACUUCUGUCAUUAACUGUUAGUGGUAUCGUAAUCAGUUCAAUUGCUUUUAUUAAAACCCGGUUUCUUUGAAGUAGCAUCCGUCCUGCAACACACUCGUCACAUAACACACCCGCACGUAACUCGCAUGUUGUGUGACGAAUCUGUGUGGCAGCUGCGCAUAGCAGGUUUCAUAGUCGUAGGACUUUUGGCACGAUUGAGACCAUAUGAUGGAGUCAUGAUCUCUUGCGCCGUAACGUUACUCCCUUUCCAUCCCUCCCUUCCACCCCUUCUUUCUCUCCAAGAGAAUGCCAUUUCUCCAGAGGGGAAGCAUCAUUUCGUAACGGGAGAAUGGUUUCCAUGUCAGCCCUUGUUUUGUUUUUACGAUUGAUCAGAAAGUUCUUAGUCAGUUUUAUGCAGACCAGACUGCUGCGUUGAAUACCUCUCCACAUCAUGUGAAGAGGCAUUUAAUUAAAAACCCAUAUGAGCCAUAUGAGGGUCUUAUUUUCUACGACUUGAUUAAGAAUUCCUCAGUCUCAAAGGCUCUCUCCUUUCCCUGACUGGAAAAAAAUAUCGUGGAAAUUAUUCAACUGUCAACAACUUGUUUCUUGAAGGGAAUUACUCUUGAGCAGUUCCUGAGGUUUGGAAUGUUUCUCAACAACCUGGAAGAUUUCUCAUUGGCCAUGAGAAUUUACUCUAUCGCUGGACAGGCCGUCACACAAGGUACGGCAACGAACAUCAGUCCUCUGUGUUUUAUAUCUUGUUUUGAGUUUAGUUCGAUUUGUGGAGGUGCGCACCGGGAAAACUCGUUCCUCUUUUACAAGUCCAAGCUUACUAACGGGAAAUACUUGGUGAACAUGGUAUUUGAAAGUCACUCAGGUUUUUUUUCCUUUCUUGUUGUCAUUAUUGCUUUAACCUCUCACUCUUAAGAUCUGAUCACUAUAAUUCGCCCCAUCUAGAUGGUUUGGGGGGAGGGGGAGGAGGAGGGCUGGGUUUUUAGGGGGAAUGGAGGGGAAGUCAGUCUUCACCAUCAGGUUAUAAAGGGGAGACUAUUAUAAAUUGGCUGUUAACGAGGAGGGAAUCGUUCGAUUAUUACAAAGCCUUAUAGGGAGGGGGGGGGGAGAAUCUAUCGUGGUAGGUAAAUUCUAUCGUGACAACUAACAUCCUUCCAGCCCACUCACCCCUCCCCUAGGCGAUAAAUAAUGACCGAACCCCUGGCGAUAACUAUUUACGGAUGAAAAGUUAUCUAGUUGAAGUUGAAAGAGGCAGGUGUUUUUCCGUUUGAAAAUUUACAUUAUGAAUGUUUAUGUGUUAAGUGAAAUAAUAUUCGACAUCCAUCAGAUUACGUUGGUACCUCUUAACAAAAGACCUAUGCAAGUUUGAUGUUUGCGUGUAACUUGUAUUCAACUGAGUGCUCUAAAUUGAUAAUUAGAUUGAUAUAUUUCGGAAGGGAACGGUUUUUGCGAUUUAUGUAUUGAGUCGUCAUUCCUUUUGCAUGCCCUAUCGGUCGCCUGUAACUACUGGAAUACGCGCCACUGGAUUUAAUCUAAGUAGGAAAAUCGCCAAACGGAGUUAAGUUGGAAGGUCUGUCGGUGACUCUUUCCAGACGUUUUUGUUUCCUUUACAAUUUACACACAGGAAAAAAAAUCAAACGAGCUAACUCUGAGAUCCUUUCAAAGGUUGUGGUUGUCAGUGAAAGAGCUGCAAAAUAUUCUUUUGUUGCACGCAACACUGAGCCAUAAUUAUUUUUUUUUGCCGGACUCCCGCCGUUUUGGCGGAACCGCAUUUAUCAGCCGGUGCCACGAGCCUGAUGUAGGCUAAGGAUGGGAAAAAAUGUGUCUUAAAAAAUAAAAAGAAAAAAAGGAUAGAAAUUUGAGUUAUGUUGCGUCUUCUUCGUUGGCCUUUUUCGGUCAGGCUAUGCUCAAGGUGUUAUCCAUGACCUCUUUUACGACGGAAUUAAUGGAAAACUGCCAUUUAAAGUCGACCGAUAAUUGACGCGACUAAGUUUGCAAACAAAUAUAUUUAAGGGUCUAUGUUAGUUUUUCGUGACAAGUUUGACCUUGAUCUAAAUUACUGGUUUGAAGAGUAAAAGAGAGACCGAGUGGAGUUACUCCGUUCUUUGUUCGCCAGAAACAUAGAACUCGCAAGAAUUCUGCUCUAAAAGCUCUAUUCAUGACGCCAUAUAUUAUGGGGUUGAUGGAACAACUGCCAAAGCCGAGAUAUAUGUAUAAAAUGAAAACCUGCCGUGGGAUAGCGAGCUUAUGUGCCGAGAAAGAAUCGACCAUGUCAAUAAUAGCUAUAGGUCCCCAACAGAGGAUAAAGCCCAGCACAGCCGCGAAAAGAGCUUUCGUGAUCUUUACUUCUUCGACGUUAAAGGGAAGAGUCGUCCCUUGUCUUUUACAGCUCAUUUCGUGGUUGUGUUCUUUGAUGGUUCUAAAAAUCUUGUAGUAAGCGAACAUGAUGAUUGCAAUAGGAAUCCCGAUAUAAACAGCAUCCAAAUACGUCAUGUAAGCCAUGUCGAGGUACGGUGUAUCGAAGUCCAUAAAACAGAUCACUUUACCGUAGUGCACGAUAAAUGUGGCCCACUGAGCCAUCGAUGAAAGCCCCGCACCAAAAGCUGCGAAAAGUGUCAUGGCAACCACAGAAAUACACGUUGAUUUUACUUUAAAACGCUGACGAUAAAGGUUAGGUUUCACCACGCGAAAAUAUCGGUUCAAAGCCGUUGCAGUCAUAAGCAGCAAAGAGUAUAAUGCACAGAAAAAACAAAAAAAUCAUUGGAAAUGACAAACAGCACUGCUGAAUGGCCACUCUCCUGUCAUAAGAAGAACCACGGACAUUGGCAUACAUAGGACUGCCAUGAGAGCAUCAGAUAUGGCCAGAGUGACGACGUAGAUGUUUGGUAUGGUGCGAAGUCGUUGGUUACGAUACACAGCCCAGCAGACUAGCAUGUUACCUAUGAAGGCCAGAAUAUUGAUAAACAUCAUAAGAGCACUUUCGAAGACAACCAAACCAAGUGAUCUUUGCUGCAGCUCUUGAAAAAGAAGCGCUUGUCCCUCCGUAGCCAUCUGUUCAAGAAAAUUGUAACACUCUAGCAGUUGUGUAGCAUGAUUUUUUGGAAGCGUCGUGCUAGCGAUGAUUUACAUCGUGACGACUGGUUAAUUAGACAGCUGUUCCUUUUGAAUCGAGAGGAAUUCCUUGUAGUUAAGGAGUGUUAAAGUUGUUGCAUGGGAAUAAACCGUUAUGACCACAGCGUUUAAUGUGUGGCUAUUCUCGGAUAGAAAGUUAGCAUUGUUUAUCUGCGAAGAGGCAGGUGUGAGUUUGUUGCAGUUACUUCCUUUGUCAGGUUAAUGAAGCAAGUUAAUAAAUUAAUAUUCAACUUUUUCGCAUCCUUCACCAAAGACUUUUUAUAAUCGUGAAACAAAUUAUUUGACGGUAAAGUAAAGUAAAAUAUAAUUAGAGUCAUGUCUUCAAAGUUUAAACGUCUUAAAGUAGCCAUAAAUUUCGCGGGAGGUUGUUUAUCGAACAGGUUAAAAACUUUCUACCCGAACAACAGCAGCUGCCGUACGUAUAAUUUCAAUAUUUUUAUUUUCAUUUUUCAAUCUACAAAUCAUGGUGAAUACAGAAAUACAACAAAAUUCAACAAGAAGACAUCAACUCAACUUUAUAAGCUUAAUUAAUCAUAUUGUUGUUUAGUCAAGUACAUGCCUACAAACCACAAGUAUAUUUAGAACACUUGAAAGAUAAUCAUCAUGGGAAGACCAACAAGGAGGGCAAUUGUCCGGAUAAACUUUAAAUGAAGAAUAACAGUUAUGGUUAAUCAUUCAUAACAACAGUUAAAUCCUCCGAGCUUGGAAGAGUCUCUUUCCUUGUGUUUUAUUUUAUGCUUUUGAUAAGUUAGUUGCUAUCGUAGGUGAUCAGUCUUUAGCCUGCAGAGUAGACGUAUUUUUUUUGGCGUUUUUCAGUCGAACAGAGGCCUGCACGAGGCGAGCGCGAAGUGUGAGUCACGUGUGAAGGGAGGAGCGCAUAUUUUUGUGCUCCUCCCCUAGCGCGUGCGCAUGACUCGCGCUAAUAACCUCACUAAACUUGCAAAUAACUUGCGUAUAACCUUACUGGUCGUAAAUUGUCUUCACAUGCUAAUGAUGCAUGCGGCCCUGGACGUCGUCAAUUGGAGAAAAAUUCGGUAAUAUUGGCGGAUCCCGCAAAACUACAACGCGUGGUUCACAAACAGCUACUGACGCUUGAAUUAACAUUUAAAUUGAAGGAAAGGACUGGGAGAUAACUGUCUACACUACUCAGUCUAGCGAGGGUAUUAUUGAAAAAUUACAUUUCAGUCAAAUUUGAUGUCAGCAACCCCGCCCUCGAAAAAACAACAACAACAACAACAACACCAAUAGCCAUUAGAAAUGCGGUUAAGUAAUUAUUAAUCCACACAAAUGUAGGUAACGACUACUGACAACAAUUACAAAAAACAUUUACGUUAAUGCAGAGGCAUAUUUUUUUCGUGGCACGCUGUAAGACAAAAAACUAAAUGGUUAUAGCCGAUAAACUCCCUUGAAAGGUUUCUAACAAUGUGCCGAAAACUGCCAAAAAGGUACCAGGAAAUUUUCAGUGUCAAGCAAGCUUGAUUUACUGGACAAAACCGGCUUUGUUCUGAUCAUAAAAGCGAAUAACUAGUGUUUCUACUGGGAAAAAAAGUGAUUUUAGAGUUACUACGGCUUGAAGCACCGAGACUAUUGAAAAUGUAGAUGAUGUUUUGUAAUUCAGUUACACCCGUAAAUUAUUUGUAACAAUUCUACAUCUUAGAUUUGGCUCUCUGCUAAACUUGAUCUUAUUUUAAGCAAACUGAUCACAAUUUGUGGCGUGCGUGGUGAAAACUGUGAAACACGAAAAGUUGAAUACGUAUAUUUUCGAAGAUUGGGUAUACACAAGGUUUUAUCGCAUUUCCUUGAGCUAAAUAGAUAAGGGUAAAUGGAAAGGGGGGAGAAACAAACAGAAAGCAAAGAUUCAUUAAGCCAUUCGGGCAAUAUAAAGUGAUUAUAAAUCAAUCGAUCGAACAAAAACAUCAAAUUCUCCUCCGGGUAUAACCCGUAUGGGCAUUUCAUUUCUUUGAUGUUCCCGUGGGUGGUGCGUAAGAACUUGACAUCAGUGGUUGAUAUCAGGGCCGUAGUGCUGGUGGGUGAUUAGCACUAAGCGCCUAGAUUGCUUUUUUUUACUACCUUACUUGGAGAAGUGAUCGAAGCUUUAGAGGAUUUUAAGAGAAAAUCGCGUCCUUAAAAAUAAAAGGGCGGAGGUAAAGGCAUUGAGGAAGCUUUUUCGCGCGUAAAUGGAAUAUUUGUCAGGAGUAGAAACAAUUGACCCGAAAAUGGAGUCUGAAAGAUAUAAUCAAAGUGUACAUUUUCAACUUUCCUAGAGGAAAGAGGUAGAAAAUUUCGAGACAUGAAUGGAUCCAAGCGUUGAAAUGCGUGGGGGCUUAAAAUUUAUGAUUCAGUUAUUCUGUAUCAGUUUGUGUGGUAUAUUAGGAUUGUUAGGGAGUCUUUUUUUGUCGGCCCUAAGAUGAUGUCUCACUAGAAUCUUCAUUAUGUUCCCGCAUACACGAUUUCCUGUGCCAAACAAAUUAACAAAUGAUUACAAUUAGUGUAAAUUAAAUGUUCUCAUUGUUUUUAAUGGUAAUGAAUGUUUGGCGAUAUGAGAGUGUUCGGUGAUUUUUUUUAAUCUUUUUAGGUAUUUGUUUGGAGUAUGGAAGAUCUUUUCUUACAAAAUUCGUCAUUGAAUAGACUCUUAUUUAAUUUCGUUUAAGGAUUACCAAACAAACGAAGUACAUGUAAAGAGAAACGUUUAGGCCACAAGAGAGUACUUCGGACGAGAAGUGUCAUCUAUUUCUCCUUGAAGCAGGAGAGACUGUUUCCUGCUUCAAGGCAACGGAUACGGGUUACAAUUGCCAGAAGUUAAACUGACAUUUCAAUGUAAAGAAGUAACUUUCAUUUUCCGUCGUGUCUCAAUAAACGCGUUUUAGAAGUGCGCGAAAAUAAUCUCGCUUUGUCAUUUACAAGAUCAUUUCAUUCGAAUCGCCAUCUUCUCGAGCACUUUACUUUCAUUGACAGUGUUUUUUCUAAGUAUGCAACAUCUAUUAGCACAAUUUUGUUGCCGAUGUUUGCUUGAAUUCAAAAGAAUCCCCUUUGCAAAGCUAUCCUUAAUAAUUGUCUUUUAAAUUUUUAUACGCAUGAUGCUUAAGUGUUAAUGAAAGCGGGUAUGGCAACCGCUCAAGGUGAAAACACACGACUUUUCGAGUGAAAGUGAUUCUCAUUAUUUCAGUGUUCGGUGUGGCUCCCAAAGAAGAUCAUUACCGGAAUUUUCUAUCGCUCGUAUUAAAAUAACACAUAAGCACGCAAAACAGAUUAAUAAGGUAUCAGGAAGUAAAACGGCCCUAAUCCAUAUUUAUCUUCUUUAUGUGUACAUCGAACUAAAGAAAAUGUAUAAUGUCAAAGUUGUCAAGACGCUUCCAGGACAAAUGGUGCGUGAAGGUUUAAAACGACUGUGUUUGGCUAUUUAGUGUAAAUGGCUGUUACAGAAGGAAACAUAUGUGCAUGUCUCUUAAUUUUUUGCGCCUCAGACUUUUACCUCUAUUCCGACAGAAGUAACUGUAUUUCUCGAAACCGUUUUGUUGUCGUUAAAUGUUACAGCCUGUGAUUGGUUCAAAAAUAUGUAACUGACGCCUCUUCUUUGAAAUGGGUUUUAGUACUCUAGCUCAUAAAUGUUCCAAUCGUUCUCAAAGAAUAACUGAUCGCGCUCUCCUUUGACGCUGUCCUAAAAAUGCUUGUUUUUCAUUUAUUCACCCAGUUGGAUAUCUUCAGGCUAUUACAUUGCUUGAAGGCACCAGAGGAAAACUUAUUUCAUAAUAUGAUAGUGUACGAGGUUUCGAAAUACUUGCGAUGCAAUGAAAGUCCAGUUCGUGCGCUUCUCGUUUCACUAGUUACCGUUUUCCACGUCUAAAUUUUCAUGGAAAUUAUUUAAUUUUGUCCCGGCAUCCAGCCACUAAGAAAAAAAUAAAGGAAACUCUUUCGUCCAGAGUAAUUUGCUUCUCCUAAGGGCAUUGUACUAUGCGAAUAGAUUAAGUGUCUUACUCAAAAUAUAUUAUAAUGAAUUGACCUUUCGUCCAGUAGAGACCGUGUUUUACGUGUUUGCGUCAAAUAAAGUUCAGGAUAUUGUAUUUUCAAAAUAAACAUUUGCCUAAAAAAUUGAUUCGUUGAUACGCCUACAAUUCAAAUCUAUCAGGUGCGCGGCAUGAAAUCUAGAAGCGAACCUUUUUCACAAAAUAAGUAACAAGAGUUCGGUAUUCUUGAACGAAAAUAUGGAUUUAUGAAAUUAUAUAAAAGCAAUUCAAAUAAAUAUAUAUCGUUGUUUAUUAACUCCUUUUGUGUGUUUUAUUAGAAGUAUGAAUUUUGUUUACACAAACGGCUUUCAUUCACGCUGUUAGAAUUACUUUUUUCCAUUUUCGUAAAGAUUAUUUUAAAGGUCGCUGGAAAAUCUCGAUUUUCCCGGCUCGGCGUGCCACAUGUGCUUUCUCUUCAUUGUGAAAAAGACAGGGCAGCAACAGUGAAGGUCCCAUCAAGUUGAACAACUUCAUUCUUCCUUUUCCAGAAAGUUAAAACCCGUAGGAAUUCUGCUCGAAACGCUCUAUUCAUGACUCCGUAUAUUACAGGAUUAAUGAAACAACUGCCAAAACCGAGAUAUAUAUAUAACAUGAAAACCUGCCGUGGGAUAGCGAGUUUAUGCGCUGAGAAAGAAUCAACCAUGUCAAUAAUAGCUAUAGGUCCCCAACAGAGGAUAAAGCCCAGCACAGCCGCGAAAAGUGCCUUUGUUAUUUUUACUUCUUCCACAUUCAGUCGAAGAGUCGCCCCUUUUCUUGUAUUGUUCAUCUCCUGAUUAUGUUGUUUGAUGGUUGUAAAAAUCUUGUAAUAUGCGAAGGUGAUGAUUCCAAUGGGAACAGAGAUGUAGAUAACAUCCAAAUACGCCAUGUAUGCCAUGUCCAGGUACGGUGUAUCGAAGUCCAUAAAACAGAUAACUUUACCGUAGUGUACGAUAAAUGUGGCCCACUGAGCCAUCGAUGAAAGCCCUGCACCAAAAGCUGCGAAAAGUGUUAUGGCAACCACAGAAAUACAUGUUGAUUUUACUUUAAAACGCUGGCGAUAAAGAUUGGGUUUCACCACGCGAAAAUAUCGGUUCACAGCCGUUGCAGUCAUAAGCAGCAAAGAGUAUAACGCGCAGAAAAAACAGAAAAAUCCUUGGAAAUGACAAACAGCACUGCUGAAUGGCCACUCUCCUGUUAUAAGAAGAACCAGGGACAUUGGCAUACAGAGUACUGCCAUGAGCGCAUCAGAUAUGGCCAGAGUAACGACAUAGAUGUUUGGUAUGGUGCGAAGUCGUUGGUUACGGUACACAGCCCAGCAGACUAGCAUGUUACCUAUGAAGGCCAGAAUAUUGAUAAACAUCAUAAGAGCACUUUCGAAGACAACCAAACCAAGUGAUCUUCGCUGAAGUUCUUGGGAAAGAAUUGUUUGCCCCUCACUCGCCAUUGUUCACGAAGCCAAGAAAAUUUGUCUCAGUCGACGAAGCCUCCUGAAUCUUUCAGCACCAAGAGCCACUCCUGUCCAUGGAUGUAAGCCGUAUUCGAUUUACAAUCGGUUGAUGUAAUUUGCUUUCUCGCUGAGAUCUGUGGGUGUAUAGGCUAUUCUUUAAACGAUGCGUUAUCUGCCCUUGUUAGGAAAUGAAAAAGAGGCUCAUUUAAAAAAAAAAAGGCUCAUUUAAAACCCAGGUAACGUAAUAUUGUCUUUAUCAUACUGGGCACAAUUUUGCAUGAUUUUGCAUGAAUUUUUUUGGUGUGAGCAGGUGCACAUUUAUCGGAAAAAGAAACGUAAUUCAGUUGUUGAUUAACAAAAAGGUAAUCACUUUUAGAACAAGUGGUGACACUUUUAUGGAAACUGAUAACAAUUGAGUAGAUAUUGCAGUUAAAUUUCAAAGACCGCAAGGUUUUUUUUUUUUUUUAGGUAAGCAAACGGUUUAUCAUUGGGGCUUAUUUUUCAAAUGAACCCGACGAAGUUCGUGUGAUUCAAAUUAGCAUUUUGUUUGCUCAAAAAAAUACUCGGUAAGCGUGGAGUGGUUUCAUGGAAACAAUUCUUGUGUGUAUGAAUAGAAAUGUCACCAUUAAUGUGACUCAGGCUUAAGAUUAGCAAACAGGAAAGUGAUUAUACCGGAAGAACGAUUUGUAUGAUUUGUAUAUACUGAAAACUUAACGCCUGGAGGAUACUGUAUUAGUAUUUUUCAACGAAACCAGUUUGAAAUUUAAGAAAAGCAAAAAUUUCAGGAAUUUUUUUUUAAUAAAAAAACAGGGACACUUAUUACAAUAUAUUGAAACAUAAUACCUCGAAUAAUUAAACACCAAUUUAGUGCAUGUAAAUCAAUUCUGAUAACUUUGACGUAAGGGAGAAAAAUUUCGUUGUAUGAGUCAAAUUUUAGUAAAACGAGUUUGGGUCUUUUUUUCGUUUUGUUUUCUCUUUUUUCGUGAUAUUUUUCAAUUUUCAAGUCUUUUGCCUUUUUGAAAUUCAUUAGACAGAGCUGCAAAUUGUUAUUGGUGUCAUUCCGGGACAAAAAUUUUUAAACGAAUCUUACAUAAUGAAUUGAAUUUGUUUUCAAACUCUUUCGGUACACGAGGCGGUUUCGAAAUUGCCAGUCCAAGCAACUUAUAGGAUAUAGGAUGAGUGGUCGACAGUACUUACCAUUCUUUGCAGAGAAUUGAUCUCUCUCAAUGGUUUUAUUUCUCUCAGGCGGGACGAAGGUUAUCUUGAGCACUUUCUCUAAACAUACCCUAUCACUUGUGUAAAUAAUUUUUGUCGAAAUCAAAGCAUAAUUAAUCUUUCUCUUUACAGUAAAUGCACGGCCCAGGUAUCAAAAAACUCGUCUAGUAUCCGAUCAUGUUUGUGUGUACUUUCGACGUAUUUCACUACAGAGAUAACGCUGUUGAAGACUCCGGUCAGUGGCAGUUUGGCUCCUGUGCACGUUUUUCACCUACAAGGCGUAAACAUAGAUUUGAUCUGACGUUAAAGAAAGUAAUCUGCAGCCUAAUUAAUUUCAUGUAACAUCGACAGCUGUCAUAAAGUCUAAAUUAAAAUUUGAACAAUUUGUCAGUAUCCAUUAUAUAUUUUCAACACAGCCUGCGAGAUACUUUUUUUAUUCCAAGAUGAGACUCCCAUAGUAUUUGAGUUGAGUUCAAGAAAGAGAGGAAAACCGACACAAUUUCUUAAUUAACUUUAUUCGGUCGGUUUGACGGGUUUCUUCAAUAUGUAUCCUCGUUUCCUUACACAUUUCGAGAUUUAAAUUGGAUUUUUUUUUACCUCAAAAGCAAAAAUAAACUUCACACAUCAUUUCGUGAUACACGUAAUUGUAAUUAACGCAGAAAAGCUCAUUACAGCUUAGAUAUACUGCUAACAAUGAACAAUGACGGUCGUUAGAGAGAAUUUCAAACUGCCUGCACAAUAAUUUGCCUCCAUUUUGCAAUUAAUCGCGUAAAACGUAUGUAAUCAGUGAUCAGAUGAAGGUGAGAACAGCUCAGGCUUUGUGUUAAAUUUUAGUUAGCUCCCAGUAAUGCUCAAUUUUGAUUUACUUUUAUUUUUGUUGUGCUUGUUUGUUUGCUUUUUCGGUUUUGAUUGAGUUGUAAAAGCGUUUAGCCUAAAAAUGAGGGUGUUUAUCGCUGAUCUCUUUGACACUAAUGAGCUAUUUAUGUUUCAACACUCCUCCAUUCCAUUAGCCGGCAGAGCAGGCGUGAUUUUGGUGAGCGAGUGCGUAGAUUUUUCUUGGUGAAAAUUUUAGCGGCCACAUCUGAUAUUUACAGUAGCGGAGGGAUGGGGAGAGAAAGAAAUUUGUACCAAGGGAGUGAGCGACAGUCAAAAGUAUGAAGAGAGGAGAGGGACGGGGCAUCGGAACCAUUGUUGUUUGGGCUUAAUUUGUUUGCAAUUGAAUAAGAAUUUCAUGUUGAACGUAUUUUACUUAUGGUUACUCCUUCACUCCACAGAGGAAUUCCAGAGAGCUGUCCGUAUCUCAACAGGGCAGACAUUGGACCCGUAUGUAGUUCACACGGUAUUUCAGCUAUUCGAUAAAGACGGUGAGAUUUUUAUUUUUGUACUUCGUGCAGGGGAGACUCGCUUAACCACCUUCCACCGGCCUCGUAUUACGAACACUUCGUGUAUUACGACCUUUUUGUGCUCUCCGUGGGAAUUAAAAAUCAAACCCUUUCUUGACUGAGGUGCCUCAUUACCACGACCAGCGCUUUUGAUAUAUACGAACAACUCUCCACUCUUUCAUGCUCAGCACACUUACCGCUUGCAUUCAUAACCCGUUCUUUACACACCUUCGUAGUUUGAACCAAGUGUCAGAUGGCCAAGGGUCAUGUUAAUACUUAAGCUCCUAAGACAGUCUAAUUCGUAAUUUUCCUUACACACAUUUCCCUAUUUGCCUGUCGCAGUUUCCGUCGUUGUCAUCUUUUGCUGUAUAGUGAAUUAAUAGUGUAAAUGAAAGUUAUUUGUAAAUCACAUCAGCAAAUUAAAGGAAUAACUUAAUAUUUCCAGCCCAGUGUAUUUCCUUGCCGAAGAACACAACACACGAGGCUUGCAAUUCGGAUGUUUAGAUCCAUGAUAGUGCGAAGGUAGUAACUCUCAGCCCAUGAGUUCCUUUGCGAGGAUAACAAGGUGUUUUUGGGAGAAAUUCAAGUUUGCCUCCACCUCCAGAACUACUCGUACUGGUACAAGCAGCGGUUCUUUUUGAAUUAGCAAGUAAUGUAACGUCUCUUCGUUAUUCUUCAGGUGAUGGUAAACUAAGUUAUAGCGAGUUCAUAGAGUUGAUGAAGGAUCGCCUCAAGCGUGGAUUCAUGGUAAGUGUUUUAGUUUUGGAACACAACUUUAACAUCUUAAGGUCCACGUUUACGUGGCUCUUAGCGUUGUAUGACGCGCGUUUUCUCCGCGCACGAGAUGACAUGAGACGAUUCUGGGAGAGAUUUACCGGGAGUCUGGUACUGAUAAUAACUGAUAAUCAACUAUGAUGAAACAGAUAAAGUUUUACUUUAGGAAAAGAUAAUCUUCGAAUUCGGGAGAUAGUGGACGCCCCCCCCUCCCACCCAAAAAAAAAAAACCUUUAAGAAGCAUUGGCGGGGGUACUAGUGCAAAUAAUGCACUGUUUAGUAGUGAAGGAGUCUGUUCAUCUGAUCCGGACGUUGCAUGUAACUUCAAAUCCCAAACGGGUCAAGCUUCACUUAAUUCUGUAAGUUAAUUCCAGAAAAAAUGGUCAAUUCAUAGGGCGUUUUGGUCCAUUGCAUAGCUUAAAACUUGUUGGGACUGGUCUGUAGAGUUGAUAAAGGCUUCAAAUCAACCGAACAUUGAUUUCUUUCAAAUCAAUAAUUCAUUCGUUUAUUUGUACAUGUGACGUAGGUAAGACAUAACAUACAAAGUAAGGUUUAAGAAUGAAACUAGAAAAGAAAUUGUAUAUAUCAUGUAUGUACCGCUAUUAUUCAAGGCUUACAAAUAUGAAUAUUCACUAAAUACUUAAAAAAGCUGCUCUUCCAAUCGUCUUUCUGAUCUUAAUCAAAAUCUUUCUCCUAACUUCCGGUUUUAAAGAAUUCUAUUCUUUAGCAGUUUAUUCGUGUAAAAAAAUUCCUUUUGAGAUAAAGAAGACCCCUAGGCAUAUCAAGAAUGAGUCCAUUCUAUUCGAAAAAAUAAGGUUACCUGUACUCUUAGCCAAUGCAUUUUGAUGUCUUGCGAGGCAGAUUCUCCCGAAAAAUGCCUUCGCCAGGUUUUCCAGGUUUAUCCGAACGCAAUCUUUUUUAAUUCACCUCUGAUUAAGUCCCUCUUUGCCCCAGCUUUACCUCUCUGUCUCUGUGAUCUGUUUGAGUUUUCGCUUCAGGCGUUAAGGCGUGGAUACUAUACUUUGGUGAUCCCAAUAAACUCCCAGGAUUUGAUGUAUUUGACAGUUCUCCCUUUCGGCUGCUCUACUUAACAAUUGGUUCAUACGUUAGCGUGCGUUCAUCGAGAUAUGAAGCACGCGGGAAGUUUGGAGAGCACGAAAGAUGCGUAAGAGUUGCUCGCGGCGUAGCCGCGAGCAACUCUAGCUUCUUGUUGUCUUAUUCUUGUUAAUCAGUGAAGAGAAUUGGGAGUUGCAUCAAGAUAACACCGUCUGUCAGAUGAGUUUAUCUAUUCCUAUCAUCUGCUUGUUGUAGAAUGUACUGAAGUCGUUAGAUGAAGUUACAUUUUGGUCAUACGUUAAAGGGUUAAUCACGUGCCAAUAGUAGCGGCCUUGUAACUGUUUUCAAACGAGAGCUCAUUUUUACAGCUUCUAUUUUUUUCUUUUCGUUAUUUCUUUCUUCCUCUCCCUUUCUCUUUACUUUUUGCUUGACCCGUUCCUUUUCUUAUCAGUCAGUUAUCAAGCACGGGCAGGUAUUCUGGCAGAUAUAUUUUCUGUAAUAACAAAGCUUAGUGUUGUUGUUUUUGGCCGUUGAAAGUGAUGCUAAUCCCUCUGUAACCUACAAAGUAGCGAAAAAUCAGCUCAUGGUUGCCUCUUCAUAAGAGCAUGGGAAGACCUGUAAGACGAAAUGACCGGCGCCGGGCGAAUAUUUCCCCAGAUGAGCUAGAGGAUCCAGGGUUGAAUUUGAAGCAUUUAUGCGGGUCCUCAACUGAUGAAUGUGAUGAACCUUUUUUGUCAAUAGGCACGGUGACGAGGAACUGGCCAUAACAUGUUGAUACUUGUCUGUUUGGUGCCUCCGUGGCUCAUUAAGUAAUUCCAGUUGUGGAAACAAAGCUUACCCAGGGAAAAGGAGGCUUUUUUUAAUCUGAUUCUUCCGUUAUCAAAGUGAUACAUUGACCUUUUUCUAGAGAUUUUAAAGAAAGUCUAGCUUUAGUCCAAAUACCAGCACGUUCGUGAUUCAAACUUUCCUAUCGAAAAUACAGAGUUGGCUGAAGCUUAAUCAUUGAGUAAAGAGAUGUCGGUGUUUUCAAACCCAAUUUUGGACUCUGCCGUAACUUAGUGUCUGUGCAUAGUAAAAUUAAGCCUGAGUAUUGUUCUUCAUUUGCAAUGCGGGAAAAUUUUCCUCAUUCCCAACCAUUCUGGUUCCUUCUUCCAUUUUUGAGUUAUUUUUCCUCUUUAUGGUUUUUCACUGCACUAGCAGAUGAUUUCAUGUAUUUUGAGCCGUCCUUUUGGGGUUUUCUCCGUGACUCUGUUCAAUGUGUCGUGAUAUUGUGGUUUGAGUGAGACUUGAAACUCAGGAGGGUGUCUUAAAGUUAUAAUAUUUCCCUCUUAUUGUCGACAGAAGGGAAUCCUUCCGCGAACGUGGUUCUCAACAACAAGGGACUUUGCCCAGAGUGUUUUGAUUGUCAUGUUUAUCCGGAAGUGUCAAAAAAAACACUCGGAAAAACUUGAGUCGAUUUAUUUUUUCUGUUCACAGGAAGCACAGUGUGUCAGCACAGCAGUUUUUAAGCGUUUUAUAAAUGUUCACACGUAGAUACAACUUCCGUGGUGCUGUUCAAAUAACAACACUUAUGUUCCUUGUUUGUGAAAAUGUCAACGGGUAGCGAACACACGGGUCUAAUUAUAAGCGUGACGGGAAGUCAUCAACUUGCGUGACAAGUUUAGUUUCAGUACCAAAUGCGUUUAGUCACACUUGAGCUAUAACGCCGGUUGAUAGUAUUGGUGUGAGUUAUUCAUCGUAUUUGACAGGUCUCUUCAGGCUCAGUGGUUUAAGUGUGAGCUCUUGUCGUGUUAGUAAAUCUCUUCAGUACUGUAUCUUUUUCUUAGCCCUCUUGGCAUUUUGUCAGAAGUUUUUCAAGUGUCUUUAUUGCCAUUCUUCGGACCGUUCUCGGUCCUUGAUUGUAGAGUGAAUUGUGCAGUGGUAACUACUCAACUUUUAAAUCACAUUUUUCUCAGUAAAAUCUCUGUUGCCGUCGGAAUUGGGACCUACUUCGAAGUUUCUGUACCUUUUUAAACUCGUUUAGGUCAAGUGUAAUCUCUGUGAAGUGUUAAUCUAUGUUGAAACUAUUUAAUACCUUUUUUUUUUUUUUUUUCUUAUUGUCUUUUUUUUCCAAUUUCGCUCCGAAAUGAUAAGUACUUAUUUUUAAUUUUAUUGACACUCGAGUAUGUGGUAUGUGAGGUGUUUAUUUUCUGAUGUGUUCCUUCGUCGGAAUGCUUUGUGCCGCCACUGAUGUCGUGGAGUUUUGUAUAUAAACACAAUUGUAUCCUUGCAGUGAAUUUAUGCAGCGUAAUGUAAUAAUAUGUAUCCAUCAGGUACCAAAUCGUCUUCGUUUAGGUCAAAUGUCGAAACUAAAUACAUUAAUCUUGUAAUGUAUCUAUUUCAAUGACUGAUGGCGACGCCUUAUUAGCAGUGAGAUGAACAUUAAGUGUCACAGUCAUUUCCUGUCUACAGAUCGCCUUGUGUGGCAUGGGAUUGAUUGAAGUAUGGUACUAAUUUGUGACUUAUGACUUAAAGAAGAGGUGCGACCGGUUAUUCAAAGUGGCAUCUUAGUGAAAUCUCUUAUAUAAACAGGUCCCGGCGUCAGAGAAGACAGGCUGGCAGGGAUUCAAGCAGUGUAUCAAGAGAGAGAUGUCCUUGUAGCAAGGUCGGGGACUAGCUGUUAUUUAUUAAAAUUUUCCUGGUUUGGCGUGAACUGUCAAACAAACAUAGUGUUUGCAACGCUCUAGAUAAUGAAAACUGAAUUUCCUGCAUACGAAUGGAGGAAAUCAAACUAACGUGCAU